Adineta steineri is the source of this 711-nucleotide messenger RNA. NCBI's taxonomy places the organism in Eukaryota, Metazoa, Rotifera, Eurotatoria, Adinetida, Adinetidae. The record is from the annotation of a GenBank genome assembly.
AUGCCAGUACAUACUGGUAUUCGUCCAUUUAUUUGCAAGAUAUGUGGAAAAGGUUUUCGACAAGCUUCAACACUUUGUCGUCAUAAAAUAAUUCAUACAUCUGAAAAACCACAUGCAUGUCGUAUAUGUGGAAAAGCAUUUAAUCGUUCAUCAACAUUAAAUACACAUAUGCGUAUUCAUCAAAAUUUUAAACCAUGGAUAUGUGAAUAUUGUGGUAAAGGUUUUCAUCAAAAAGGUAAUUGGAAAAAUCAUAAAUUAACACAUUCAACUAUAAAACAGUAUAAAUGUUCGAUAUGUUCAAAAGCGUUCCAUCAAAUAUAUAAUUUAAAAUUUCAUAUGUAUACACAUUCGAAAAUAAAACCACAUGCAUGUAUGAUAUGUUCGAAAGGUUUUUGUCGAAAUUUUGAUUUAAAAAAACAUAUGCGUAAUGUGCAUGUAAGCAAAAUAAAACUUAGCGCUUUCAUAAACCCUCCAUAUUUUUUUUGUUCUAUGUCUACAUCAAAUAAACGUUUUUUUGACAAUGAUCUAUUUCAAUCAACAUCAAUCAAAAAACGUCUCUGCAGUUCAUUAGUACCAAGUGUACCUCAAGGUGGUACGAAUUCUGUUCACCAGUCUAGUCUUGAUCAUUCGUUCUCAUCCAAUAUCAAUUUAACAUCAUAUUCAAAACAAAUAACACUCGAUGCAGGUGAUCGAAUAAUAAAUAAAAAUUAA